UACAAAGAUGAGAGUAAUUACCAAGAAAGCUAGCUAACGAGUAUUUGGCGGUUAAGAGAUCGAUGGCUGAAAAUUAUGUGCGGGCAGUCGUAGAGGAUGAAGAAAAUGUGUAUGGUGGGAGCAAAGUCCAACCUUUCUCGGCCUCUACACCAAUGCAAGUCGGAGAAAGAGAAAUUCGAGGGAGGGAACAGACGCAAUGAUACCUCUAAAUUGAGCGAGAUUUUGGGCUUGGAGGAGUUGUUCUCUUUGAAUGUGUGGCGAGCAUCUUUGGGAGAGCUGAUUGGCACAGCAAUUUUUGUUUUUGCAAUUGACACCAUAGUUAUCUCCUCCUACGAUGCUGAAAUCAAAGCUCCAAAGCUUCUAAUGUCGAUCCUUAUCGCCAUCAUUAUCGCAAUUCUCCUCCUUGCCACCAAUCCAGUUUCCGGCGGACACAUUAACCCCAUCAUCACCUUAGCCGCUGCCCUUAUCGGCCUCAUUUCUCUUUCAAGGGCUGCCAUAUACAUUUUGGCACAGUGUGCGGGUGCUGUGCUUGGUGCACUUGCACUCAAAGCCGUGGUGAACAGCACCAUCGAAGAAACAUUUUCCCUUGGAGGCUGCACUCUCACUGUCAUUGCACCAGGUCCAAAUGGCCCCAUUGUGAUCGGCCUCGAAACAAGCCAGGCCCUUUGGCUCGAGAUAAUAUGUACAUUUGUGUUUCUUUUUACUUCGAUAUGGAUGGCUUUUGAUAUUCGCCAGGCCAGAAAUCUGGGCCGUGUCAAAAUUUUCUCUAUCAUCGGAAUAGUGGUGGGCCUCCUUGUGUUUGUGUCGACCUCCGUCACUGCCGCCAAGGGUUAUGCCGGGGCCGGAAUGAACCCGGCAAGGUGUUUGGGCCCGGCACUUGUUCGAGGGGGCCACCUCUGGAAUGGGCACUGGGUGUUUUGGGCUGGGCCUGGUAUUGCAUGCGUGGCAUUUUAUCUGUACACUAAGAUUAUUCCACCUCAGCAUUUCCACGCACAUGGAUACAAACACGAUUUCUUGAAUAUUUUGAAGGCCCUCUUUCCAUCAGACCGUGUUAACAGGAAGUGAGAUCAAAUGGAUUGUUGGUUACCUUGAGAAAAGAACAUGUUCUGAAGGUUCUUAAACAAAGGCAGGCACUGCUCUUUGUGUUUGAGGCCUCAUCAUAUUGUGUACGUGUGGGAUGGACUCGCAAGGUUCAGCUUGUAUUUUUCAUGAUUAUAACUUCGUUCUAGUGAAAAAAGAAUGUGGGGAAAUAAAUCUGUAUAUGAUGUGGAUGUAAUAAGUUGAGAUUCCGCUUA
Messenger RNA from Juglans microcarpa x Juglans regia, 1295 nucleotides. RefSeq names its product aquaporin-like. The coding region runs from base 97 to 1065 and encodes 322 amino acids. Gene Ontology annotation, biological process: transmembrane transport. NCBI's taxonomy places the organism in Eukaryota, Viridiplantae, Streptophyta, Magnoliopsida, Fagales, Juglandaceae. The record is from RefSeq and is a predicted model, not a curated record. Gene Ontology annotation, cellular component: membrane. Gene Ontology annotation, molecular function: channel activity. The transcript is spliced from 3 exons.